Seriola aureovittata is the source of this 3990-nucleotide messenger RNA. RefSeq names its product NLR family CARD domain-containing protein 3-like. Gene Ontology annotation, molecular function: protein binding. The record is from RefSeq and is a predicted model, not a curated record. NCBI's taxonomy places the organism in Eukaryota, Metazoa, Chordata, Actinopteri, Carangiformes, Carangidae. The coding region runs from base 20 to 2584 and encodes 854 amino acids. The transcript is spliced from 7 exons.
GAAGAGGUGUCAUGUGUCCAUGGAGGAGCAGCUGUCCUGCUGUGCCUUGUGUGAGGACGUCCUGAAUGAUCCGAUCCGUUCCAGCUGUGGACACUGGUUCUGCAGACAGUGCAUCACCUCAUACUGGAACCAGUCUGGUUCAUCAGGAAACUCCUCCUGUCCCCGGUGUGAACAAAGGCUGCAGACAGCCAGUCAGACCAGCAGUGUACAAACCGAUAGUCGUCUGCAGGAGGUUUUGGAUCAACAUAAGAUCAGUCUGAGGAGCAGAUGUGAACAUGUGACUGAAGGAACUGAUAAAACAGGAAGUGGAAUCCUCCUCAACAAGAUCUACACUGAGCUCUACAUCACAGAGGGACAGAGUGAUGACGUUAAUACCCAACAUGAGGUGAGGCAGCUGGAGAAAACUUCCAAGAUGAAGAAAAUCUAUGACAUUCCAAUCAAGUUCCACGACAUCUUUAAAGCUUCACAUGACCAACAGAGACCCAGAGUGGUUCUGACAAACGGUGUCGCUGGCGUUGGAAAAACCGUCUCAGUGCAGAAGUUCACUCUGGACUGGGCCGAGGGCUUGGAAAACCAAAAUGUCAGUCUGCUGAUUCUGCUUUCGUUCAGGGAACUGAACUUGAUAAAAAAUGAGCAGUACAGUCUUCUCAGGCUGCUCCAUGUUUUCCAUCCAACAUUACACAAGAUCACAGCAGAGGAUCUCGCUGUCUGUAAAGUGUUGUUCAUCUUUGAUGGCCUGGAUGAAAAUAGAUUUUCACUGGAUUUCAACAACAGGGAGGUUGUGUCUGAUGUCACACAGGAGUCAUCAGUCAAUGUGCUGCUGACAAACCUCAUCCAGGGGAAUCUGCUUCCCUCUGCUCUCAUCUGGAUAACUUCCCAUCCUGCAGCAGCCAGUCAGAUCCCUCCUACAUGUGUUGACAGGGUAACAGAAGUACGAGGCUUCACUGACACACAGUGGGAGGAGUACUUCAGGAGGAGGUUCAGUGAUGAAGAGCUGUCCAGCAGGAUCAUCGCACAUAUCAAGAAAUCCAGGAGCCUUCAUAUCAUGUGUCAAAUCCCAAUCUUCUGCUGGAUCUCUGCUACAGUUCUGGAGCACAUGUUGAGCACACACCAGAGAGGAGAGCUGCCCAAGACCCUGACUGACCUGUUCUCACACUUCCUGAAUGUUCAGACAAAGAGGAAGAAUCAAAAGUUUAAUAAGGGACAUGAGACGAGUCCAGAGGAGCUGAUGGAGGCUGACAGGGAAGUUCUCCUGAAGCUGGGGAGGCUGGCGUUUGAACAUCUGGAGAAAGGAAACGUCAUGUUCUACCAAGAAGACCUGGAGCAGUGUGGUCUUGGUGUCACAGAAGCCUCAGUCUACUCAGGAGUUUGUACUGAGAUCUUCAAAAGAGAGAGUGUGAUCUUCCAGAAAACAGUCUACUGCUUUGUUCAUCUGAGCGUUCAGGAGUUUCUGGCUGCAGUCUACAUGUUCCACUGUUACACCAACAGGAAUACAGAAGUACUGAAGGACUUCCUGGGAAAAGACCACAGUAACCCAUCUCUGGAUGACUUCCUGAAGGGAGCCAUGGAGAAAUCCCUGAAAAGUAAAAAUGGCCACCUGGACCUGUUUGUUCGCUUCCUUCAUGGCCUAUCUCUGGAAACCAACCAGAGACUCUUAGGAGCUCUGCUGGGUCAGACAGAGAACAGUCCAGAAAUCAUCCAUAGAGCCAUCAACAACCUGAAGGAGAUGAACAUGUACAAUAUCUCUCCCGAGAGAAGCAUCAACAACUUCCACUGUCUGAUGGAGAUGAACGACCACUCAGUUCAUCAGGAGAUCCAAAAGUUCCUGAAGUCAGAGAACAGACUACAGAAGUACCUCUCUGUGAUCCACUGCUCAGCUCUGACCUACUUGCUGCAGAUGUCAGAGGAGGUUGUGGAAGAGUUGGACCUGGAGACGUACAACACAUCAGUGGAGGGACGACGGAGGCUGAUCCCAGUUGUGAGGAACUGCAGGAAGGCUGUACUCUCUAGUUGUCGAAUCUCAGAGAUUCACUGUGAAGUCGUGGCCUCAGCUCUGAAGUCCAACCCGUCCCAUCUGAGAGAACUGGACCUGAGUUACAACAAGCUGCAGGAUUCAGGAGUGGAGCUGCUGUGUGCCGGACUAGAGAGUCCGAACUGCAGUCUGGACACUCUGAGAUUGAGUUACUGCAGUUUGUCCGAGAUCAGCUGUGCUUCUCUGGCCUCAGCUCUGAGGUCCAACCCCUCCCAUCUCAGACACCUGGACCUGAGUGACAACGAGCUGCAGGAUUCAGGAGUGAAGGAGCUGUGUGGUUUUCUGGAGAGUCCAGACUGCAGACUGAAGACUCUAAGAUUGAUGGACUGCAGUUUGUCAGAGAUCAGCUGUGCUUCUCUGGCCUCAGCUCUGAAGUCCAACCCUUCCCAUCUGAGAGAACUGGACCUGAGCGGAAAUAACGUGCAGGAUUCAGGAGUGAAGGAGCUGUGUGGCUUUCUGGAGAGUCCAGACUGUAGACUGGAGACUCUGAGAGUCGACGACAGGGUGAUUAAAGCUUCCGUAGACAAAACCUUUGUAGGUGGUGGCUGCUGAUUGGACCAGAGACUGAUGCCGCCUACUUUCAAAUGGUACUUGCCAGAUUCGCACCGGCACUUUUUUCCUGGCUCCCAACCAGACCGGCCCGCGCUGUGAUCCCACAUUGAUUGAUUAAACUAAUCUUUGUUGUACAUAAUGCAAAUAAUAAAAUAAUAAUAAUAUAUACUGUAUGUGCACACACAUGCACAGAUAAUGUGAUGGUCAGAUAAUGAGUAGGAUUUAGAGUUAGAGUUUCAAUAAUUGAAUCAAUAAUGGAGGGGAAUGUAAAUGAAGGAGAAUAUAAUAUGAUUAAAAGAAGUAAUAAAACAGUGAUGGUAGUGUUUGGCAUGUCCAGGGAAUCAUUGGGGGCCAAGGUUAUAAAGCAAGAGCUCAAAAUGAUUCAUUUGUAUGUAAUACUGCAAUUUCAGGAGAGGACAACAGGAUAACGCUAUGGUAUAGUUUGUUGUAAUCUUUUCAAGAACCUGAUGUUAAACUUCUAAAAUUAAAUAUGUCUGGUGUUGUGUUUACUGAUUUACUGUCCAGUCUGAAUUCUAGUCUCUCUCUGUACAGCUACUAACUAAAUGAAAGUGACAAAAAGAACUCCAGUUUUAUGUUCCAGUUCUUCCACAUGAUUCUUUUCGAGUGUGACACAGGUGGUGAUGUUGUCCCCAGGUUGAUUUUUGUGGGCCAUUCCAAGUCAAAAGUCUCAGGUCAAUUUUUAUUCCCACCACUUCCCUGAUGUUUGGUGUCACCUGGAUGAAAUCAUGAAUGCUUCUAGUCCUAUUUAGACUGGGGUAGUGUUGCACUUCAGCCUCCUGUGGCCAAAAUGAGUAUUACAAAAGAGAACAUUAAAAAAAGAAAAUACUGACUGAUCACUCACUUUCCUCACAAUAUAGAAACAAAAUGUUUGUGAGGAUUUGUUAAUGUAAUGUAAUCCUCAUUUUGGCCACAAGAGGCAUUCAUUCAAAGCAUGCAACAGCAUCAGAAACCACUGACAGGUUUCAGUAGUGGAAGCAGAUGUAUCGAGCCACAUCAGAGCUGAAGUGAUUGGAAGGGCCACCUGGCAAUUCUUGGCCUAGGGCCACAACAGACUCUAGAAUCUCUUCUGUCCACCAGAUAUGGAUGAAACAGUGCUGAAAUAAGUCAGAGUUAAACAGAGGUAUUAUAUCCAGACUAUAAAGGCUUCAUGACAAAAAAUCUCAUACCACACAGUAUGUUAAGAAUAAAUGAGAAGAUAAAGGUAACUUUGAAAUCUCAAAGCAAGAACGGUAAAGCGACUUUAACUUUCAAUGGAAAUGCACCUUCUUGCACACGUGAAGGGAAUUUGGAUGGAAGUGUCUGAUGAAAUUUUUAUUCCCCAAAGCAGCAAGCACGGCAAGCAAGCAAUUGAAUAAUCCUUAAUAUAUAAUGCAGAAAUAAAUAUU